AUGUCCCAGCUCGACCACCCUGCGCCGGUGCUGGAAAAGAUUGUGCCGGCUGACGACAACUAUGGCCACGACCCUGUUCACGACAUUGACGAGCCGAACAAGACGGUUCUGCCACCAUCACCCAGUGUCAGUGGCGAUCUCGAAGCCGCACAGGCCGACGACAACAAGCAGUGGCUCGAGAAGGAUCCCUUCGUCCAUGAUGAGGUCAAGGAGGUGGUCCCUGACCAAGCCUUCAAGUGGAACGUCGACGGCGACCAGAGCCCGUUCCCCGAGGUUGCUGCCAACGUGCCAAACACGGACGACCCCACUAUCCAAGUCAAUAACGUGCGCAUGUGGUUCCUCUUAACCGUCUUUGUUAUUCUUUUUGCGGGCGUCAACCAGUUCUUUAACCUCCGCUACCCAUCGCUUACCAUGGGCUAUGUCGUGGCGCAGCUCCUUGUCUUCCCCAUAGGCAAGGUUUGGGCACGCUUCUUGCCCGACUGGAAGAUUGGGUUUGGGCGAUUCUCGUUCCGACUCAACCCUGGCCCAUUCACUAUCAAGGAGCACGCCGUGAUUGUCAUCUGUGUGUCGCUCACUUCGACACCCGCGUACGCCAUGCCUGCUCUGGUUGCCAUCCAGAGUGACGUAUACUGGGGCAGAGACUGGGGAGCAGGAUUUGGAUUCCUCUACCUCCUCACGUCUCAAAUGCUGGGCUUUGGCUUUGCAGGCCUCGCCCGCCGUUGGAUCGUUUACCCUGCUGCAUUGGUAUGGCCCCAGACCCUCUCUUCUACGGCACUCUUCCGUGCCCUUCACGAGCAGUCUGACUCCGGCACCGCCAACGGCUGGAGCCUGUCUCGGUACCGAUUCUUCGGCUACUUUACACUUUUCGCCUUUAUCACGUUCUGGUUCCCGGACUACAUUGCCACAUGCUUGUCGUCGUUCGCUUUUAUCACUUGGAUCUGGCCGCACAAUCAAAAGAUCAAUACAAUCUUUGGCAUGAGCUCGGGGUUGGGUCUCUUGCCUAUUUCGUUUGACUGGACAGUUAUCAACUAUGCUGGCCAGCCGCUCAUGACGCCGUUCUACAUCACCGCCAACUGCUUUGCGGUCGUAGUUAUCUUUUACUUGUUUCUCUCCCCGAUCCUGUACUACAAGAAUGUUUGGAACAGCGCUUACCUCCCGCUUCUGUCGUCGAGCACCUUCGACAACACGGGUGGGACGUACAACGUAUCCCGUGUUGUUAACCAUGAAACCCUCGACUUCAACGCGACAGCAUACCACGAGUACUCGCCAAUGUACAUUUCCAUGUCGUACUCACUGUCAUAUGCCCUGUCAUUUGCAGCAGUCACCUCCAUGAUUGUCUACAUUGCUCUCUGGAAUGGCAAGGACAUUGUGGCCAAGUUUAAGAAUGCGGCUCACGGCGGUGAGGAUAUCCACAAACGGUUGAUGAACAACUACAAAGAGGUCCCCGACUGGUGGUACGGUGUCCUCACUCUCGUCGUUUGUGGACUCGGAAUCUUUACUAUUCGAUACUGGCCAACUGAGCUCCCCGUCUGGGGCUUCAUCGUCUUUUGCUGCGGCCUGGGGGCGCUCCUCAUCAUUCCCGAGGGAAUUCUGGAGGGAACGACAAACCAGCGCGUGUUCCUCAACAUUAUCACAGAGCUUAUUGCGGGCUACAUCUGGCCAGGCAAGGCAGUAGCCAACAUUAUGGUCAAGACGUUUGGAUAUAAUUCAGUCAAACACGGGCUGGACUUUGCCGCUGACCUCAAAUUGGGCCAGUACAUGCUCUACUCCGCGGUCCUCUCAUGCGCAACGAUUACUGGCGUUCUGCGCUGGAUGAUGGGUCACAUUGAGGGCCUCUGCAAUCCGAACAAUUCCGCACGCUUCAUCUGCGCUGGUGCCAAGGUCAUCUACAACGCCAGCAUCAUUUGGGGUACUAUCGGUCCCCAACGCAUGUUCCAGCACGGACAGGUGUACAGCGCCAUCAUGUACUUUUUCCUCAUAGGACCGGUUUUCACGGUGGUCGUUUACCUCAUCUAUCGCCGCUACCCCAACAGCUGGGUCAAGUAUGUUAACCCGCCAAUUUUCUUCAAUGCCGCAGGUAACAUUCCCCCUGCCAACACAACGCAGUACUCGCUCUGGUUCAUCUUCGGGUUCUUAUUCAACCAUCUUAUUCGUCGCCGCGCGUUCGCUUGGUGGAAGAAAUACAACUAUCUGCUGCAAGCGUCAAUGGACACCGGUGUGGCGCUGGCAACUAUUCUCAUUUUCUUCGCCUUGUCCUACACAGGGACAGUCUUUUCAUGGGCACUCAACAACGUUGGAGCGAACACAUACGAUAAGAAAAGUGUUCCAUGGCUGAAGGUUGAGAGUGGUUCUCAUUUCGGACCGGAUGUCGGCACCUUCUAG
Messenger RNA from Apiotrichum porosum, 2382 nucleotides. RefSeq lists its product as uncharacterized. The record is from RefSeq and is a predicted model, not a curated record. Lineage: Eukaryota; Fungi; Basidiomycota; Tremellomycetes; Trichosporonales; Trichosporonaceae. Bases 1 to 2382 code for a protein of 793 amino acids. Gene Ontology annotation, biological process: transmembrane transport. Gene Ontology annotation, molecular function: oligopeptide transmembrane transporter activity. The transcript is spliced from 11 exons.